Messenger RNA from Capronia coronata CBS 617.96, 570 nucleotides. RefSeq lists its product as uncharacterized. The transcript has 4 exons. The coding region runs from base 1 to 570 and encodes 189 amino acids. NCBI's taxonomy places the organism in Eukaryota, Fungi, Ascomycota, Eurotiomycetes, Chaetothyriales, Herpotrichiellaceae. The record is from RefSeq and is a predicted model, not a curated record.
AUGGGCGCAGGUCAAUCCAAACCCGACGAAUCCACCAAACAUGUCUUUGCCAGCGACACGCCCAUCCAGUUCUCCCAAGAGUUGAUUGAUUCUCUCCAAGCAUCUUCAGAAACAAAUUCCACCCGGGCGAAGGCUCUGGAGCUUCACAUCGCACAGCGCGUGGCCGAAGAGCUAGAGAAGGUUCGAAAGCACGAAACAUCGAUUCUCGAAGAAGCCCGGAAGAAGAUCGCAGAGGGAGACGACAAUAGCUCGUCGAAAUCCUCUGGCUCCCUACUCCAACUGCCAUCGUUGUCGCCGAGAGACUUGCUGAACUCUGAGAACGAGGAAGAGAAGCGGCGGAAGGCCCAGAGCUCGCAGAAGGUGCAGGAAGAAAUAGAGAAGCUGAAACAAACGUUGGGCCAGAGAAAAGUCCUCAAGGAGCUGCCGAAAGAAGUGGAAUCAGCGAGACAAGAUGUUAUCAACUGCUUAAGAAUAAACGAUAGAAAACCGCUCGACUGCUGGAAGGAGGUGGAAAUCUUUAAGCGCGAAGUGCGGAAAAUGGAGGAGAACUAUGUCCAGUCUGUUCUAUGA